UGCCUUGUCAGUUUUUUAAUAUUUUUGUUCUUGUAAGCUGCUGCCAAAAAAGCAUCAUUUUGUUUUCAUAAAUAGCAAAUUACAAGUAUUUAUUUAAUAGUUUUCUGCUAAAAUGGCAGGUGCCACAAUGCUCGCACAGUUGAAUAAACCGUCCGAUUACGGAAUGAAGAAAGUCGAGACCGAACACGACAGGAUCAUGGAACGAGAAGCUCUCAUCCUGUCUCAAGGAGAGUUGUUAAAAAAAGAAGGUAAGGCCAAGGAAUUGGCUGCAUUAAUCAAAGAAACUCGGCCUUUUUUGUCCGAAAUCAGUAAAGCUAAAGCAGCCAAACUGGUGCGCUCUUUGGUCGAUCUAUUCCUUGACUUAGAGACAGAAACUGGCAUUGAACUCCAAUUGUGUAAGGAAUGUAUAGAAUGGGCCAAAGAAGAACGCCGAACUUUCUUAAGGCAAUCUUUGGAAGCUCGUCUGAUGGCCCUAUAUUUUGAUUCGGGCAUGUUCAAAGAAGCUUUGCAACACGGUGCUGUACUCUUGAAAGAGUUAAAAAAAUUAGAUGAUAAAAACUUGUUGGUUGAUGUGUUGUUACUAGAAAGUAAAGCUUAUCAUGCACUGAAUAACUUAUCUAAAGCUAGAGCUUCAUUAACUUCAGCUAGAACAACAGCUAAUUCGAUUUACUGUCCUCCAAAAAUGCAAGCAUCACUUGAUUUGCAAUCUGGAAUUUUACAUGCUGCUGAUGAACAGGAUUUCAAAACAGCAUACUCUUAUUUUUAUGAAGCUUUUGAAGGAUUUGAUAGUGUUGACAGCACAUCUAAAGCCUUAAAGGCUUUGAAGUAUAUGCUCUUAUCAAAAAUUAUGUUAAAUAAUGCCGAGGAUGUGCAACAGAUUGUCAGUGGAAAAUUAGCUUUAAAGUAUACCGGACUUGAUGUAGAAGCAAUGAAAAGUAUAGCUAAAGCUAGUCAUAAAAGGUCCUUGGCAGAUUUUCAAAUUGGAUUAAAUGAAUACAAAAAAGAAUUGGAAGAAGAUCCUAUUGUAAGAGCUCAUUUGGACACAUUAUAUGGAAAUAUGUUGGAACAGAAUUUAUGCCGAAUAAUUGAACCUUACUCCAGGGUUCAAGUUGAAUUUAUUGCCAAGUCUAUCAAAUUGCCAAUGCAAAGUGUUGAGCGUAAAUUGUCACAAAUGAUUUUGGACAAGAAGUUUCAUGGGAUAUUGGACCAAGGAGAAGGAAUUCUCAUAGUGUUUGAAGAAGCUGAAAUUGAUGAAACCUAUGAACUUGUUUUAGAUAAUAUAAACAGUAUGGGAAAAGUAGUAGACACAUUAUAUCAAACUGCAAAAAAAUUAACAUAAACCUUCACUAAAUUUAAAAAUUUUAAAAAAAUUCAAUAAUUAUUUUUAAAUUUAUAUGUAUUCUAUUUAAGUACCUACUGUGUUUUUCAAUUAACAAUGAAAUAAAUAAUAACAAAAACAGUA
Messenger RNA from Adelges cooleyi (spruce gall adelgid), 1462 nucleotides. It is a transcript of the gene Rpn6, whose product is annotated as 26S proteasome non-ATPase regulatory subunit 11. Lineage: Eukaryota; Metazoa; Arthropoda; Insecta; Hemiptera; Adelgidae. The transcript has 2 exons. Gene Ontology annotation, biological process: ubiquitin-dependent protein catabolic process. The coding region runs from base 113 to 1339 and encodes 408 amino acids. The record is from RefSeq and is a predicted model, not a curated record. Gene Ontology annotation, molecular function: structural molecule activity. Gene Ontology annotation, cellular component: proteasome regulatory particle, lid subcomplex.